AUGAUAAGAUUUGCUCUAAAUAGUUUUCUACAUAAAGUCAGAAGCCCGUCAUAUUUGAAUAAUAGUAAGAAAAGAAUCAGUUUAUUAAGUAAUAAUGGGGUUAUCAAGAACCAGAAAAGGAGUAUUCUGUUUAAAAUGGGCAACGAAACACCGUCUAGAGUAGUGGGAUAUUACGUGAUCUUCCCACAUAUACCAGAGGAAACAGUAGAAAAUAACUCGUUCUUAUUUGGAAUAGCGAAAAACGAAGAUUGGCCUAGACUUAAUUCAUCCACACCGAAGGAAAUGUACGAAGGGACCGUUCGCUUAUUGAUGGAAUAUGGAGCAACUUGCAUGGAGCACAUCGAGCAUUUGCCAAAAUUGCCUGAAUCAGAGAAGUCAUUUGAGAAUGUUGUUGAUCCUUUACUUACUGAAGAGUGGGAAGUUAACUAUGCUUUCCAAACUUUAAUGUUGAAGAUGUUGACUGAUUGGCCAGAUUGCAAUCGUAAACUAUUUGAUGAAGAUUUACAUCAUAUCAAAAUAACUUGUGCUCGGGAUCAGAUGGAAAAGCUUAUGAGUCCAGAUUUUCAACAAGCUAUUCAGCAUCUUUAUGCUAGCAAAGAUGGUUUAAAUGAAUGGCAACUGCGUUUGUUAGAAUGGUACUUGCUCGAAAUAAAUGCAAGUGGUCUCGAUAAAACGGAUGAUAAAGUCAGAAAACUAAUGGGUUCUUGGGGUCGAUUCAUAGACGAAUAUCGUAGCAAAUACAUAUCGAAUGUAAUGGCCACAAACGAUCAGAAUGUAUGGGCUAUAAAUGAACGUCGUGCUUUGAAAGAUGCUCCUCCUCAUAUCCUCCAGAAGUUAUCUCUAGAUCCAACAAGUUGGGAAAAUGGACCUUGGAGAGGCAGAAUGACUCCUCACACUAUUUAUCCUUUCAUGCAGUAUUGUGGAGAUCGUGGAAUGAGAGCUGAAGCUUGGGAGAAAUGGAUCAGUAAAGCUUCGUUUGAGCAUGAUUUCUAUAAUAAUUCUAUUAAUAUUGAAGAAUUACGCCAUAAUAACGAAGGACUUGCGAAAACCUUGGGAUAUUCUUCCAUAGCAGAACAUAGACUAUCUAACAAAAUGGCAUCUUCUCCAGAUACCGUCCGAAACUUCUUGAAUGCCCUUGUUCGGCGUAUACGUCCUGUGUUCAUCGACAGAAUGGAAUCAUGGACUGCUUAUGCUCAAUCAAAGGAGAUGAUAACUUCUGAACUACAAGCUCACGAUUUAUUCUAUAUCUGUAGAAAGGAAGCGGAAGAUCAUUAUGAUAUUAAUCCAGUUGAAUUGAUGAAUCACUUCCCAUUUUGGGAUACUUUCAAUAAUCUCACAAAUCUAGUCGGUCAAAUUUUCGGGUUAGAGUUCAAAGACAUCAGCGACACUGGACUCGAAAAGGCCCAUCCUGAUGCUAAAAUCUUUGCGGUUAAAGAUUUGGCAGAUGGAAAGCACUUGGGUCGUUUGUACAUAGAUCCUUAUGAUAGAGAAAGCAAACGCGCCGGUUGGAAUACACUACUCGGAAGAACGGAAUCUACUGAACGUGGUCUGGACAAGUUAGUAUAUUUGAUUGGUUCUGCUAUUCCACCCAUGGAGAACAAACCUUCUCUUCUUCAUUACCAACAACUGCAACAACUUUUGUUCCAUUUCGGUAAAGCUGUACAAUUAUUCUUGUCGAAGGCACCUUAUAGAGACAUUGCUGUUCCUUGGGCUCCCUUCUAUGCCAGUGAUUGGGAUGCAGCUGAUAUGUUCCCAUCAUUCUUGAAUUUCUUCAUUUACAAGCCUAGUCUACUUCAAUCUUUGAGUUCUAACCAUAUUACAACGGGACAAGCCAUGUCGGAAGAUCUCGCCAAUCAUGCUUCACUAGCUUUCUGUCGUUCAACGUUAUGGGAGACAUAUAGAACCCUCUUCUGGGCCGAUUAUGAUUUGUCUUUGUACGAAAUGGAAAAUAGAAAGGACAAGUUCUGGCUUGACAUGUACCGUGAGAUGUCAAAAGAAUAUUUCCCCUUCAGAAUGAACAAGGUGGAUUACCAUCCAUGUUCCUUUGUUCCUAUCGCAGCUAUGCAGCCUCAUAUGAGUAUGUAUUACAGAAAACUCUGGACAGAAAUGCUUGCUCUUGAUAUUCAUGAAACCUUUGAUAGCGAAAACGAUGUAGUGAAAACUGGUAAUCGUUUGAAAACAAGAGUUCUAUACGCUGGAUCUGGAGAUGUAACAAAGAAUUUGUAUCGACGAUUCCAGGGAAGAGAUCCUAGUGUCGGAGCAAUUUGUGAUUUUUAUGACCCACCAGCAUUUUAUCAUUUAGAAGAAAAUAGUGAAGCUAGAAGUUAG
This is a messenger RNA of Auanema sp. JU1783, 2328 nucleotides long. The record is from the annotation of a GenBank genome assembly. Lineage: Eukaryota; Metazoa; Nematoda; Chromadorea; Rhabditida; Rhabditidae.